GAAGCAGCCGGAGGGAGUGCCAGAGGACUGCAGGCCACGCCACAGAGCCCCCUCCAGCCCAGCAGCCAUGGGGCCAGCCCACCUGGCUCCCUUCCUCGUGGGGCUCCUGUCCCUCAGCUGCACCGGGGCUGCUCCACUUCAGGGCCAGGGUCCUCUGGUCAUCACCUUCCCUGGGGAACUGCUCCGGAACAUGACAGACAGGCAGCUGGCAGAGAACUACCUGCUGCGCUUUGGGUACUUGAAGGAGUCGCACUCGGAGCAGCUGGGCAGCCAGGUGACGCUGAGCCGCGAGGCGCUCCGGAGGAUGCAGAGGCAGCUGGGCCUGCCGGAGACGGGGCUGCUGGACGCCUCCACCAUGGCGGCCGUGCGGGCUCCCCGCUGCGGAGUGCCCGACCUCGGCCAGUUCCAGACCUUCGAGGGGAACCUCAAAUGGGACCACACCGACCUCACCUACCGAGUGGUGAAUUACUCCCCGGACUUGGAUGCCUCCAUCAUCGAGGACGCCUUUGUCCGGGCCUUCAAGGUGUGGAGCGAUGUGACACCCCUCACCUUUGCCCGCCGGGAGAGUGGGGAGGUGGACAUCCUGAUCCAGUUUGGAACGGAAGAACACGGAGAUGGCUACCCCUUCGAUGGCAAGGAUGGCCUCCUGGCCCAUGCCUUCCCUCCUGGCAAGGAAGGAUUUGGUGGGGACGCCCACUUUGACGAUGACGAAUUCUGGACUCUGGGCACAGGAAUUGUGGUGAAGACCUACUACGGGAACGCCAAGGGGGCCACCUGCCACUUCCCCUUCGUCUUCGAGGGGAAGUCCUACUCCACCUGCACUGCCGAGGGCCGCCAAGACGGGCUGACCUGGUGUUCCACCACAGCCAACUACGACAAGGACAAGCUCUAUGGAUUCUGCCCCAACGAGCUCCUCUUCACGUACGGUGGGAACAGCAAGGGCGAGAAGUGUGUCUUCCCUUUCGUCUUUGACGGCAAGACCUACGAGGGCUGCACCACCGAAGGGCGCCAAGACGGCUACCGCUGGUGCGCCACGACCAGCAACUUUGACCGCGACAAGAAAUACGGCUUCUGCCCCAACAGAGACACCGCGGUGAUUGCAGGGAACUCGGUGGGGGAGUCCUGUGCCUUCCCCUUCACCUUCCAGGGCCAGAGCUACUCCGCCUGCACCGCCGACGGGCGCCAAGACGGGAAACUCUGGUGUGCCACCACCAGCAACUACGACACGGACAAGAAGUGGGGCCUCUGCCCUGACCAAGGCUACAGCCUUUUCCUGGUCGCUGCCCACGAGUUUGGCCACUCCCUGGGCCUGGAGCACUCCACCGUGCGGGAUGCGCUCAUGUACCCGAUGUACACCUACCUGGAGGAUUUCCGCCUGCAUUCAGAUGAUAUCGCUGGAAUCCAGCACCUCUAUGGUGCCGGAACAGGCCCCGGAGUGACCACUCAGAGCCCCGACAUCCCCGACUGGACCACCACGGAGGCGGAGGGCUCGUCUUCCACCGGGGAGGAGGGCAGCACCCCGGCCACGCAGUCCACCCCCUUCAGGCCGGUGGGUGACGCCUGCCAAGUUCAAGGCUAUGACUCCGUGAGCGAGAUCAAGAAGGAGUUGUUUCUCUUCAAGGACGGGCAAUACUGGAAGCGGGCUUCCUCCAAGGCUGGGGCCCCCGAGGGCCCCUUCAGGAUCCAGGACACCUGGCCGGCCCUCCCAGACCACAUCCAGGCGGCCUUCCAGGACCCGGCGAGCAAGAAGGUCUUCUUCUUCUCUGGCCAGCGCUUCUGGGUGUACCAGGGGGCAAGAGCCAGGGGGCCGCGGAGCCUUGAGAAGCUGGGCAUUGGCAAAGACGUCCAGAAGCUGACCGGUGCUGUCCAGCGCAGAAACAGCAAAGUGCUGCUCUUCAGUGGGGAGCAGUUCUGGAGGGUGGAUGUGAAGGCCGAGCGGGUAGACCCAGGCUAUCCUCGCCCCCUCGACAGCGUCUUUCCUGGGGUCCCCCUGGACUCUCAGAAUAUCUUCCUGCACAAAGGCAAGUACCACUUCUGCAGGGACCCCUUCUGCUGGCAAAUGAACUCCCACCACCAAGUGGACAAAGUGGGCUACCUGAAGUAUGAUGUCCUGAAGUGCCCGGAGGAGUAGAGCCCGGAGCCGCUGGAGCCCCUCCCCCGCCGGGAUCCCACCCCCCACCCCCGCCCGGCUGUGCUGCAGCUCUGGGGAUUCAUGGCAGUUGCUGCAGCUUCAGCCCCUGCCUGGGCCAGCGUGUGGAGCCGGCCAUGAGCCAAGGAGGGAUGUUUGCCCAGGUGGAUGCUGGCGUUCUGCUCAACUGGGGCAGAAAACGGACUCUCUGUGCCCCCAGGGCACCUUUGCCCCCUGCCUUCCUGAGCCCCACCUCUUGCUGCAGAAGGCUGCCACUGCCUGGGCCAUUCUCUGGGACUGCUGUGCGUGUGCGUGGCGGCAGGACAUUCCGCGUGGCUACCCCCGGGAGCUGUGGGCAAGGAAGAGGAGGCUGCCUGCAGCCACAGAUGCCCCCUCCCCCCCCCUCAUGUGGCAGCUUUGGCAUCUUUGCACUUUCGUAAUAAAGACAACCUUGGGCCCAG
Messenger RNA from Hemicordylus capensis (graceful crag lizard), 2589 nucleotides. It is a transcript of the gene MMP9, whose product is annotated as matrix metallopeptidase 9. Gene Ontology annotation, molecular function: zinc ion binding; metalloendopeptidase activity. The transcript has 13 exons. Gene Ontology annotation, biological process: proteolysis; collagen catabolic process; extracellular matrix organization. Gene Ontology annotation, cellular component: extracellular matrix. The record is from RefSeq and is a predicted model, not a curated record. Lineage: Eukaryota; Metazoa; Chordata; Lepidosauria; Squamata; Cordylidae. Bases 68 to 2131 code for a protein of 687 amino acids.